AUGGAGUGCUACGGCACUGCAUGCUUCAUGUGCACCGCGGAAGGCUCGUUGAGCCUAAGAUGCACGUACCUGCCUAGGCCAAUGCAGCCCAGCCCUCGCAAGACCCGCCCACCCUGGGAUGUUGUGUGCGACCCCCGGCUGCGGCGUGCCUCUCGAUACGUCAAGAGAUCUGGCGAAGGAGUGGAGGGACUUAGCAAUCGCGCAAGCAAAUGCGACGGCAGUCGCGCAGCUACUGUGACGGCAAAUGCGGAAUACAGAGAGGCGUCCGAAACUUCGGCGGGUGCAGCCUACGAGUCUCAAAGCCAGGAGACUAUUACCUCGCAGGACGACACCAAUGGGAUAGUGCAGGAUGACACCGAUACCUCGCUCGACCAGCUCGCUUUCGACUACAAUCAAUCACGCAAGUGUCCCAAGUCGCGUCAGUCUCGCUCUCGAAAGCGUGCCGGCACUAGUUCAUAUCCCCCUGCCUCAGCCUGCGCCGACUAUGCGGCGCACUUCGCGCAUACCUCGCUCCAACCCGUCAAAGCGUACGUCGACCGGCCAGCGCUAUGCGAUUGGAUAAGGGAACAGCUCGACCGCGCAUCGAGCGAAGGCCGACGCGAGGGUACGAGGACGCUGGCCGUGUUCGAUAUUGCUUUGAAACCCUGUGUGCUUAAACCAGGUAGCUGGCAUCAGACAGGAUAA
This is a messenger RNA of Trematosphaeria pertusa, 684 nucleotides long. RefSeq lists its product as uncharacterized. The transcript has 2 exons. Bases 1 to 684 code for a protein of 227 amino acids. The record is from RefSeq and is a predicted model, not a curated record. Lineage: Eukaryota; Fungi; Ascomycota; Dothideomycetes; Pleosporales; Trematosphaeriaceae.